Messenger RNA from Calliphora vicina (urban bluebottle blowfly), 2437 nucleotides. RefSeq names its product zinc finger protein 768. Lineage: Eukaryota; Metazoa; Arthropoda; Insecta; Diptera; Calliphoridae. Gene Ontology annotation, biological process: regulation of transcription by RNA polymerase II. The transcript has a single exon. The record is from RefSeq and is a predicted model, not a curated record. The coding region runs from base 11 to 2437 and encodes 808 amino acids. Gene Ontology annotation, molecular function: RNA polymerase II cis-regulatory region sequence-specific DNA binding; DNA-binding transcription factor activity, RNA polymerase II-specific.
AUCCCUCACCAUGGCCUUACAAAUGAAUUCGUAUGUUAACACUGUGACACAAAAUAAUCAUCACAAUAAACAACUUUCCUUUACCAUAAUACCCAUCACAGAAGGUGCCUUAAACAAAACCAACGGCAAUGUAGCCGAUAUGCCAACAUCAACACAGAAACCUCCGGAUUUAACAUUUCAUUGUAUGUGUUGUGAAGAGUAUUUCAUUAGCCCGUUUCUAAUGUAUGAGCAUCUCAAUACUAAACAUGCCGACUUGCCAGAACCUCAAGAAUCCGAAGAGGAAUUAGAUGAUGAAAAAGACUAUAGUUGGGUAUUUGAGCCGUUGUGUGAAUUGGUGGCACCCGAAGAAGGAGGACCAACGAAAGUACCGGAAAAUGGUCAACCGGCAGAGGAUGAUGACUCAGACUCAGAUGAUUCAGAUUCGGAUGAUGAUUCAAGUUCUUCGUCUUCAUCGAGUUCUUCAUCGUCGUCGUCAGACAGUUCAUCAAAUACGAAUAGUAACACAAACACACAAGAUGAGAUGACCAGAGAUUCGUCGUUGGUGGCGGCUAAACCUGCCUUAACUAUGGAUGACAAUACUACUAUGGAGGUAAUGGAGGAGGCUGCUUAUGAAGAAGUUGAGGCAGUUUCUUUACACUCUCAAAACUCCCAAAAUAAUGCUAUUCAUUUAAAAGUAGCUGAUCCCAGAGAGUCAACCUCAAUAAUACUCCUAAAUCCUCCUUUAGUAGAGACAACAAUGCCUCCCAUUAUGGCCCAGCCGGUGAGAAGGGGAAGAGGUCGCCGCAGUGCUGCUCAACAGGCGGCCAUUGAAAUGUCUUCUUUAAUAAGUGGCGAACCGAAAUGUUUUCAAUGCAGCCAUUGUGAAGCCAGUUUUCCCAGUGCUGGGGAUCUGUCCAAACAUGUGCGCUGUCACAUCACCAACAAACCCUUUCAGUGUUCCAUAUGUGAAAAGACUUUUACCCAUAUUGGCAGUUUAAACACUCACAUACGUAUACACAGUGGCGAGAAGCCUUACAAAUGUGAUUUGUGUUCCAAGGCCUUUACACAAUCCAGUAGUUUAAUGGUCCAUUUGAGAUCGCAUUCCAUCAAGAAACCCCAUCAGUGUCAUUUGUGUGAUAAGGGUUUCGUGAACUCUACAUCUUUGGUCAUACACUUAAAAACCCAUAAGGAUGGCGCCCGUUAUUCUUGCACAGAAUGCGAUAAAAGUUUUAAACAUGAAGCUCAGCUUAAAGAACACAUGAGCAUGCACAAUCAAACCUUGGUUUAUCAGUGUUCAAUAUGUCGCAGUGCUUUUGCCAGUUCCUCGGAAUUAGUACAACAUAUGAAAUGUCACAUGGGCGAGAAACCAUUCACCUGUUCCAUAUGCGAUCGAUCCUUUACCCAAUCCGGCAGUCUUAACAUUCAUAUGAGGAUACACACCGGAGAGAAACCAUUCAAUUGUAAACUUUGUAAUAAGUCCUUCACACAGGCAUCCAGCUUAAGUGUACACAUGAAAAUUCAUUCUGGCGAGAAGCCAUUUCCCUGUCAUAUUUGUGGUAAAUCCUAUAGUCAGGCUGCCUAUCUCAACAAGCAUAUACAACACCAUGUAGAGGCUCAAAAACAAGGCUUAGAGCCGGCCUGUACUGUACCCAAUGAAACAUUGCUGUGUAUUGUAUGCGGUGAAUUGCAUAAGGAUGCUACUUCAUUGGCCUUGCAUGUGACACAACGACAUGCUGCUCUCUUGCAUAAUAUGAAGGAAAAUAAGCAAUUCAAUAAUGCAGAAAUCUCAGAGGAAGAACGAAUACAACAGGAGCAGCAAUAUAUACAGCAAAUGCAAUUGUUAAUGCAAAUGCAACAGCAGAUGAUAAAUAAUACACAACAGCAGCAGCAACUGCAAAAUGCUGAACAAAUGCCGACCAUGGAGGAAGAGGUGGAUGAAGAGGAGGAUGAUGAUGAAGAAGGAAAUGAAACUAUACAAAAUACUCAAGUUGAGGAUGAUCUCAAUGAAUCACUUGAAGAAGAGGAGGAGGAGGAAGAUGAAGAAAAUGAAGUUAUGGAAGAGCAACAGCAAGACUUUAACAAUCAAGAGGACUAUGAAGAACUAGAAAAUGAACAGGGUUUGGUGGCUGAAGAGGAACAAGAAUUAGAGCAAGUAGACGAGGAGGAGGAGGAAGAAAAUUAUGUGCAGCAAAAUGUUUUACAAAAUAAUGCAAAUAAUCACCAAACCUAUGAGAAUGAAUCUGAAUUCGAAGAAGACGACGAUGAAGAUGAGGAAAUGAAUGAUAUUGAAAUGUUAGAUGCCACUAAUAAUUCCAUACCUUUAAACCACAGUGUUAAUAACGGCUAUAUGGCCGAUAUGAAAGAUAUUGAAAUGUCAGAAUAUCCAUUUUUGGAAGGCGCCGAAUAUGAUGAUUACGAUGAUUAUGCCGCCGAAGAAGAAGUCGAAACUGAAGAAUAA